UGUUAUCACAGUUAGGAACUUCCUGUCAAUGUUAUCUCACAUUUAAGUAAACGAUGGAACGUGGUACAUAUUAGAAUGUAGUGUAAUUAUUUUACCAUUUGGACAUUCAAUGAUUUAAUACGUUUCGUGUGAUUUAAAACGAUUCUAUUAUACGACAUGUAUAUACAGAUUAUACAGCUAAAUGUAUUUUGGAUAUAUAUAAAAUUAAUUAUGGAUAAUGAAUGUAAUUGAAUUUAUCCAAAAUUAGAAUGCGGCCAGACAUUUUGCAUUUAUUAUUACAAAAUAUGCAUAUUUACAACGGUAAAUGUGCAUAAUUACAAAAAUAAUGCACUUUAAAAGAAAUUCUUAAGGUUGAAGUUAUUUAUAUACAUAUCAGUUGAUAUGUCAUGCCCACGAUCGAAAUCGCUUCCUUCAAUAUCGUGUAGAGAUGUGUUACAGAAAGAUAUAGGACUCAGUCAAUCUCAAGAUGAGAAAUUUAAAAUCAGGAGUUCUUUUCAUAAGAAAGUAAAAUGUUUCUUUAAUCGUUGGAAAAAAUCGCCAAGUGGAGGAGAUAUUAAGGAUAUGACAUAUGAAGAUGUUGACUACAUCGAACGGAUUACAUCUCAAAGCAUGCGAUCUUACAGCUUUUCUAAUGUGCCAUUUAAGCAUGAAAAGAUAUAUCGUGGCCUAUUGAGAAGUCUGAUGCACCCUCUUGGUGCCCCUGAUGAUACUAUAGGACUGAGGCCUGGGGAUUUACUUGAUCACUUGAGAGAGGUGUUUGAAGUAGAGCAGGAAGAUCAUGAGCUUUAUAUAAUGGAAGAAUCUCCUAAUAGGCCCUAUAACAUGCAAGUAAACAUUGUUGUACUGGAGGCAAAUGGUCUACGUAGAACAGAUUUUUCUGAAGGUAUGUAUGCAUUAUACACAUAACCGAGCAACAAAUUGUCAUAUUGGGUAUUUUUGAUACCAUAACAUCGUAUAAACAUAUCUUUUUUGAAAUUAUCUUUUAAGAUUUUGUUUUAACACUUAAGAUAUUUCUCGUGUAAAAACAAGGGAAAUGUAUUGCUUUCCCCUGCAAGUGACAUAUUUCUCAUGUAAAAACAAGGGAAAUAUAUUGCUUUCCCCUGCAAGUGACAUAAUAAGGAAAUAUUUGUCUAGUACCAUAACUAAUAACAGAUUCAACAAAGUAUAUUUCAAGAAAUAAAACAUUGCAACUUAUGUCAAACAUGGAUUAAAUUUGAAAGGGAAUUAAAGAAAAUAAUCAUAACUUUGGUUGUUAAAAGCUAUUGGAUUUACUUCAAACCAAUAUUUUAUGGAUUUACGGAAUAUUUAUGAAUUAUUUCGGCUUGACUCCACCAAAUAUGAAUUGAGACAAUAAUGAUCUCCCAACAACAUGGGAAAAAUCAAAAGAAAGUAAAAGUUAUUUUCUCCGGACUAGUAUGUUCAACUAUGAAUGCAUCUAGAACGUUAUAUUGUUCAUUGCAAGAAACAGGGGGAAAUGAAGGUAAUUAGGUAGAGAUAAACAUGUAAGCCUUACAUUGAUUACAUAGACAUAAACAUCCGUUUAUUUUAGCAGUGUUUAUUAUUUAAGCUUAUUAUUAUACUGUAAUACAAAGAUGGUUGGUAGAACUUUAAGAGUAUGUUAUUUGAAUAAGGUCUAAUAAAAAUAUUAGCUUUUUAACUUGUCGUAUUAUA
This is a messenger RNA of Ruditapes philippinarum (Manila clam), 1671 nucleotides long. RefSeq lists its product as uncharacterized. Bases 382 to 906 code for a protein of 174 amino acids. Lineage: Eukaryota; Metazoa; Mollusca; Bivalvia; Venerida; Veneridae. The record is from RefSeq and is a predicted model, not a curated record. The transcript is spliced from 4 exons.